AUGGACGCCGGCGCGCUCCAGCUCGCCGCCGCCGCCGUUGCCAUCGUCGUCGCCGCGUUGGUAUGCAGAUGGUUCCUUGUGGCGUGCGCGGUCGGGGUCCGGAAGCAGAGGCCGCGGCUACCGCCGGGUAGCACGGGGUUGCCCCUGAUCGGCGAGACGCUGCGGCUGAUCUCUGCAUACAAGACGCCCGACCCGGAGCCCUUCAUUGAUGAGCGCGUGGCGCGGCACGGGGGCGUGUUCACCACCCACAUCUUCGGCGAGCGCACCGUCUUCUCCGCCGACCCGGCCUUCAACCGCCUCCUCCUCGCCGCCGAGGGCCGCGCCGUGAGCUGCAGCUACCCUUCCUCCAUCACCACGCUCCUCGGCGCGCGCUCCCUGCUCCUCACACGGGGCACCGCCCACAAGCGCCUCCACUCGCUCACCCUCACCCGCCUCGGGCGCCCCGCCUCGCAGCCCCUGCUCGCGCACAUCGAGCGCCUCGUGCUCGCCACCAUGCGCCAGUGGGAGCCCACCGCCACCGUGCGUCUCCUCGACGAGGCAAAGAAGAUCACCUUCAACCUCACCGUCAAGCAGCUCGUCAGCAUCGAGCCCGGGCCCUGGACCGAGAGCCUCCGCCGCGAAUACGUCAAGCUCAUCGACGGCUUCUUCUCCAUCCCCUUCCCUUUCGCCUCAUUCCUCCCCUUCACCACCUACGGCCAGGCCCUCAAGUCGAGGAAGAAGGUGGCCGGAGCGUUGAGGGAGGUGAUAAGGAAGAGGAUGGAGGAGAGAGGAGAGGAGAAAGGAGUGAAGGAGGAGAUGGACGGAAAGAGGGAGAAGAAGGACAUGGUGGAGGAGCUUCUUGAGGCGGAGGGUGGGAGCUUCUCGGAGGAGGAGAUGGUGGACUUCUGCCUGUCCCUGCUCGUUGCUGGGUACGAGACCACUUCCGUCCUCAUGACGGUGGCCGUCAAGUUCCUCACCGAGACGCCGGCGGCGCUGGCACAGCUCAAGGAAGAGCAUGAAAAUAUGACAAAGAUGAAAGGUGAAAAUCAACCCCUAGAGUGGGUCGAUUACAAGUCAAUGACCUUCACCCAAUGUGUGAUAAAUGAGACACUUCGUGUGGCUAACAUAAUCGGUGGGGUAUUUAGGCGAGCAAACACUGAUAUUCAUUUUAAAGGUUACACUAUCCCGAAGGGCUGCAAAAUAUUUGCUUCGUUCCGAGCUGUGCACCUCAACAAUGAACACUAUGAGAACGCCCGGACGUUUGACCCAUGGAGAUGGCAGAGCAACAACAAACUUCAGAACGAGGUAGGGGCCAACUUAUUUACUCCCUUUGGCGGUGGACCUCGGUUGUGCCCUGGCUACGAGCUCGCUCGGGUUGUCAUCUCUGUUUUCCUCCAUCAUCUUGUAAUGCGCUUUAGCUGGGAAGCGGCCGAGGAAGAUAGGCUCGUCUUCUUUCCCACCACUCGAACCCUCAAAGGAUAUCCGAUCAAUCUCAGGCGGCGAUCGAAGUCUGUUUGA
Messenger RNA from Triticum turgidum subsp. durum (durum wheat), 1497 nucleotides. The record is from the annotation of a GenBank genome assembly. NCBI's taxonomy places the organism in Eukaryota, Viridiplantae, Streptophyta, Magnoliopsida, Poales, Poaceae.